UAUGACUGAUCCCAGUGACAACCCAACACCACCAGCACCACCACCCUCCGGUCCCUCUCCCGAAGCACUAGCACAGCGACGGGCGCUGGUAAACGCAAAGUUCGGACCAGGCGCUUGGGAAAGAUCCCAACCACGCCCCCACCGAUGCAACGGCCACCUAGAAGAUUUCAUUGUAGCCCUCACGACAUGGCCAAUGCAGGAUGUUCCUUCCACAUUUCGCAUAUUCUGGUCAUGCAUGCGUAGCGAACCUGGGAAUGAACCACCAAGGGAUUACAAAACGCCUGUACCGUAUGGAUCCCAGGCUGGUCAAAAACGGGGAAUGUGGUUUGGUGACGAUGAACCCAAUGAUAUGAGUUGGAUGGAAAAAAAGUGAAAUAUUGUUGUGUGGAUACCCUUUUGUUUGGGUGUGCAUGGUGAGGAAGAUGUCCUAGUGUUGGGCAUGCGUGCAUAUCCCAUUGUCUGUCUUUUUUGGCGAUGGCAAGUUCCCUCCCAUUGAAGGAUCACUGGUGGGAGGACAUCAUCAGCAGGAUGGGUAAUCGGAGCUGGAUGGAUAGUUCUUGUUCAACAUCUGAGUAUAUGGAUUAUGGAGGGUGCUGGAUGUUAUCUCCAAGCACCAAAAGAAGAAAACUAAACCAACAAGGUAGCUGGAAAUGAAUGUACCGAAACCACACAAAACACAUGUAAAUAUAAUCAUUGAAAUGAGCAUUUCAAAAAGAACGGAUGAAUCAUUGGCAAUCGAAAACAUUG
Molecule: messenger RNA, 747 nt
Organism: Spizellomyces punctatus DAOM BR117
Lineage: Eukaryota; Fungi; Chytridiomycota; Chytridiomycetes; Spizellomycetales; Spizellomycetaceae
Exons: 3
Source: RefSeq, a predicted model, not a curated record